This is a messenger RNA of Paramecium tetraurelia, 315 nucleotides long. RefSeq lists its product as uncharacterized. The record is from RefSeq and is a predicted model, not a curated record. The transcript has a single exon. NCBI's taxonomy places the organism in Eukaryota, Ciliophora, Oligohymenophorea, Peniculida, Parameciidae.
AUGGCUUCUAGGGGUUUUAUAUCAAAAAGAGUCGUUGAAUAAUUUACAAAAAAUAUUAUUCUAUUAAACAGGCACAAAGAAAAAAAAUUCCUAUAAAAAAAUGCUUAUGCACAGAUGCAAAAUUUAGGAAUGAAGGGAUUGGACAUAAUUCUGGGAAGAUGGUCUUAGGAAUUUGUGGCAAAGAUGAGUUAUGAAGAAUUAAAUUAGAUGGAGUCUGAAAUCUUAGAUCUUGAUACAAUCGAUAUUUAUAAUCUACUAUUCUAGAUGAAGGGUGCUGAUGAAUUGAAACCUUUAGAGCAAUCGAAAGAUGUAUGA